Molecule: messenger RNA, 772 nt
Organism: Prorocentrum cordatum
Lineage: Eukaryota; Dinophyceae; Prorocentrales; Prorocentraceae
Source: the annotation of a GenBank genome assembly
GCUUCGCUGCUUCGGGGCUGGGUUGAGCAGGAGAUAUUGCACAACUUCGAUUUGAUCCAGCUGGUCGCUGGUGCUUCCGUCGACGCCCAGUCGCUCCCGAUCCGGCUCCCCACCAACAUCGCGGAGCUGCAAGCCAUCCUUAUCAAAAUGGGCUACAACCCCGACGCCCAGGACUCGUGGGAGCUCCUGGGCUUCGCCAGGCUGGAGGGCCCCACUCCCACGGACGUUGUCAUCUUGGUGGAGCUUCCGCAGGUGCUCAAGGAGCGCCGCCGCUUCAGGCCUGACCGGCUGCCGAUGUUCAAGGAGCUGGGGAAGGAGGCGCUGGCGGCCAUCAAGGACGUCCUGCGGACCCCGCAUGUUGAGACCUACGCGCAGUGGUCCGACGUCUUGCGCGCUGGCGACCCGGCUGCGCGGUCUCCAGCGGACACCCGCGCUUUGGCGAGCAAGGCGGAGAAGGGCAACGAGACAUUAUGGGGCGACCAAUCGGGAAAGUCGGCGGUGCCCUGGGCCCCCACCGACAACAACUCGCUGUCUCGUCUCUUGGCCGCCUUCCUUCGGCGCUCCGACCUCGCCUCGCGUCCCGACAACUUCAUCUUUAUCUCGAUUAUCCCUGCGACGUCUGGCUUGAACAGCGUCUCCAACGGCCUUCCCACGAUGUUGAUCAAUAUCGCCCCGCUUUUCCAGCUGCCCGAGGUCAAGGUCGUUAGAUGUGAUCUUCUCGUGGACGGCUUCCCUCAGUUCUUGUCCCUGUGCUCCCUGCCGCUCCUAUCGG